Messenger RNA from Spirodela intermedia, 624 nucleotides. NCBI's taxonomy places the organism in Eukaryota, Viridiplantae, Streptophyta, Magnoliopsida, Alismatales, Araceae. The record is from the annotation of a GenBank genome assembly.
AUGGCGACGCUGACGACGGUGGCCGGAAUAGGCGGCACGACGGGGAUCGUCACCGGGGUGAGGCCUCUCUUGGUCGUCGGCACUUCCUCCCGGGAGCUUGGCUUCAGUCGGGCCGGGGCGCUGUCUGGGCUCUCCCUCUCGCUCUCUGUGGCGACUGCUUCUCCGGCUCCUGCCUUGGUUUCAGCUCUUCCCAUGGGUAAAUUUCUCUCCGACAGAGCCUCUGUACCAUCCCAUUCGCCCGUUGUGGGAUGAGCCCAGAAAAGGUUCCUAAAUCUCUGCCCCAUUAUCGGGGGUGUGUUCUUGAGGCAGUGUACUGCGGAAGAGGGGACAGGAAGACGGCGAGGGGCAAGCGUUUCAGUCGCUCCUAUGGCAACGUGAGUAGCUCCCGAACUCUGUGAACUUGGGUCCUUGUUGCCCUUUCUUAGUUAAGAGAAGGCAUGGUCGGGUAAAGUUCGUUUCCUCUCCUCCGUGUUGCCCCUGCCCCUCCGAUAGGCGAGGCCCAGGAACAAGAAGAAGGGAAGAGGGCCACCGCGCGUUCCUGUGCCGCCGUCCCCGCCGAGGAAGGACCGGUUUGACGACGGGGAAAUCGUCAAGAUUGAAAUCGACGAGUCCCUCUUCUCGUAG